Messenger RNA from Lycium ferocissimum, 657 nucleotides. RefSeq lists its product as uncharacterized. The record is from RefSeq and is a predicted model, not a curated record. The transcript has 2 exons. NCBI's taxonomy places the organism in Eukaryota, Viridiplantae, Streptophyta, Magnoliopsida, Solanales, Solanaceae. The coding region runs from base 1 to 657 and encodes 218 amino acids.
AUGCAAGGGUCUGAUUCUUUUGACUUUGACGAAAUUAAGGUUUACUGUGUUUUCAAUCCGAUAACUGGAGCGCACCAAUUGAUACCAUACCCAGAGCCUACAACUUUUAUGAUAUUUGGUAAUCCAGGCCUAGCUGUUGAUUACUCGAGUUCAGAUCAAUAUAAAUUGGUAACCAUCAGUAAGCUGGCUGAAAAUCCUAAGCAACUUUACAAAUUUAACUUACUUUUAUCGGAGCAAUCUGGCUUGUGGCGUGAAUUCCAACUGAGAAGCAAUACUUUCAGUGAUUUGGCCGUCGGUAGUCCACCUGUUUACUGUCAUGGCUCUCUGCAUUGGCUCAGGAGUGACGGAGUGGCGCAAGGUUUACUUACCCUUGUUUGCAUAUUCGAGAAGUCUGUUGCCAUUUCUACUUAUGAUUGUGCAAACAGCAAUUGGAGGGUUCCCCGCACUUUUGACGACGUGGUUUCUGCUCCGGACGGAAUUAUUAAUGGUUUUCCAAUCUUGAUCGACAGCAAACGGGUGUUUUUCGUGGUGAAAUAUCCCCUGGCAAUGUAUGAUCUAUACGAAUAUGAUAGUGAGAUCAGUAGGUAUAGGAAAGCGGCGGUUUUGGACAUAGUUAAUUAUCCCCUGCAUACAACCAACAUUAGCCAGUCUUCAUGA